UCAUUUACCAUCCACUAUUGCAAAGAAAACUACAACAUCCUUCGAAACCAGUAAAGUCUUUCGAUGAACAUAUUCUUCAUCCAAUAAACUCGAGUCUUUUCUUCCAAUUAAUAGGAAUAGCAUAGCAUAGCCUAGCCAUACCUAAUAUCCAUACCUAUAUUCAUACCGAUACCCAUACCGAUACCGAUACCCAUAACAUCCGAUACUUUUUAUCAUGUGAGUAAAUUUUUUAAUAACCCAAAUAUUCCAUUUCGAGGGUUGGAAUCAUAGCUAACCUCCAUUCAGAGCUCCCAUACUCACUCGAACUUCCUCAACCUCUUCUUCCAUAAAGAAUCACAAAGGUUCCUGCUUCAAACCCCACAUAAAUCUACAUUAUUUCACAUACUUCCCUCAAAUCCAUUCUUCCAUCACCCACCACGAAACUCUCUAUUCCAAACACAAAUCAACCCAUUUCAUCUCAUACCGUCUCUUGUAACUCAACAAGAUAAACAUUCAAUUCGCAAGAAACUUGUCAACAGAACAAAGACUCCUUCCAUUCCAACAGAUCACCUCUGAAAUCAGGAAAUUAAGCUUUUUCUUGACAUCGCGACAUCCCAUCACUACCUCGUGGAAGAGAAUCAAUUUUGGACAGGUGAGCAGCAUCUUGAAGGAAUAUCAAAAAAUCCAUUGGAAAAACAAUACUGUAAGUAAAAAAAAAUCAGAACAUUACAUGCAAAUGUUAAUAGUAUCCUAGAACAAUCAAGCCUAUCUUUACCAAACAUUCACAAUGAGCCGAAAUCUUCCCUCCGUGGCCAAUGAAUGCCCCUACUACCCACAAACAAACAUGUUGGUUGACCAACAUCUAAUCAACAUGAACAUAAGAGAACAUGAAUUCUUUUACAAUGUAGAAGAGGAUUCAGCCAAUGAGGAGAACCCGAUUAAUGAAGAGAAUUCAAUCAUUGAAGAGGAAUCAUCCAAUGAAGAGAGUUCAGAUGAGGAAGUGGAAUGCCAGGCAUGCCAUGGAAAUAUCAAUACAGUUUCGGAAGUGGCUGUAUUACACCCAUGCAACCAUGCCUUCCACUUUUCUCGGUGCAUAAAAAAUCGGUUCAGAAAGAACUCUAAGUGUCCUGUUUGCGGAAAAGAGGCUGUGAAGCUCCGCCGUAUGAGUUCCAGAGAGGGGAUCUUCCAUGACCUGCUACCACCUGUAGUCAAGAAGCAGCCAGUAAAUGAAUUCUUGUCCUCGAACUUGUUUUCGCCAUCCUCAAAGGGUUAUUUUUCCAGUAGCUUUUCCUUUCCAGCAGCAAUGCUCGUCGUACGCCGAUACAUAUACACCAAGAGACUUUUCUGCCAAUCCAUUACCACCAGCCAAUACUCUGUAUCCAGCAAAGCCGCCAUGAAAAGCUUCAAGGUCGAUUCUACAACCGAACAUCAGAUCCGUUUAUGGAUACGACGCGAGGUUCAAGCUUUAACAUACUCUGAUCGGAAUUUUCAUCACCUACUUACCCGAACGCCGAUUGAAAAAACUUACUUCGAGUUUUGUGUUGUAACUUCACUGACGUUGGAGAGGGGGGAAAGGAAAGCUACGUUGCAGGGGUUAGAAUUGUUUUUGGGGACACAUACGGAUGUAUUUUUGCAUGAGCUUGGAGCGUUCUUGAUAAGCGGUUAUGAGACGUUGGAAGAAUGGGACAGCAGUGUGAGAUAUCCUUUUGAACAGCCAGGAAUGCCCACUGGAACAAGUUCCAUGCAAUCAACUUCCACCCAGACAAUACCCACCCAGGCGACUACCAACCAAGCAACUCCCAUCCAAGCAACUACAAUCCAAGCAACCGCCACGCAAGCUCCGAUACAAGCAGCGCCUAGAGUACGACCUAGGCUACAUCGGUCUUCAGGAUUAUUGUUUAGAUAUGGAUACCAAAGGUCUGAAAGUGUCCCAAGCUCGAGCAUGGAACCUUUACAAACUAUUAGCAGCAUAUCUCAAGAGAAUGUACAACAGACUGCUGAGGAGUCAUCGGACCAGGAUAACCCACACAAUACUGAAUCCUCGCUUGGCUCGGAAUUACCACAAGUCCCUAGAGGUACCUUUGACACUGUUGCAGAGGACGAGGAUACUCUCAACACAGAUCCGCGUCAAUUUCAUGAUGAGUGAUCUGACUCAAAAGUGCCACAGGUUAUUGUGAACUCACCUGCUGCAGAGUCACCACAAACUCUAGGAGAAUCAUUCGUUGCUGAUGCGCCAAGGAAUGCUGAGGAGAUAAUUGCAGCAGCUCUACGGAUAUGCAUCAGGAUGUUGGGUCCACAGGAUUUUUUGAUAUAACCUCUACUGAUAAUACUCGACAAGGUGGACAAGAUGGGCAAGGUGGAUAAGGUGGAAGUUUUGGAAAACCAGUAUCCUUUUACAGACGCCAGCAAGAAUUAAUGCGCCGGUUCCGUAAAUUUCUCCCUCAAGCCUAUUCAACGUAGGACUCACUUACAGCCAAGUCAUCGAGCAAGCGUUUUUUUGGAGUCACGGACAGAGAGCUAUAAGCUAACCAGAAAAAACAUUUACGUAAGUGGCCACCUGCCCUGAAUUGGAAUGUUGUCCGAGUAAACUAACUUAUUUUUGCUUUAGUAGAAUGAAAUAAGGAGGAAUAAAGACACUAGAAGGAAUUAUGACUGAUAAAUAAGGAAAGAAUGAAUGAUGAAUUUUGAACUUUGGGGGAAAAGCUCAUUUUAGAAAUAAGCAUAUAGAUACCCUUUUCCGGUUUGAUAAUUUGUGUAAUAUUCCCAUACUUGAAUUUCUGGUAUACAAUUUAAUCUUCUUAGCAAGCGCAACCCAAAUUGCUUGAUCC
Molecule: messenger RNA, 2807 nt
Organism: Sclerotinia trifoliorum
Lineage: Eukaryota; Fungi; Ascomycota; Leotiomycetes; Helotiales; Sclerotiniaceae
Source: the annotation of a GenBank genome assembly